Messenger RNA from Pseudopodoces humilis (Tibetan ground-tit), 765 nucleotides. The record is from RefSeq and is a predicted model, not a curated record. NCBI's taxonomy places the organism in Eukaryota, Metazoa, Chordata, Aves, Passeriformes, Paridae.
AUGGCACCUUAUGUAUUCAAAAUGGCACAAAAAGUAGCUUGGACAUACUUGCACUGACGUCUCUUCAUCCCUCCUGAUUCCAAGCUUACCUGUUCAACUCCAUAUGAGCAGUUGGUUUGCUUCUGUAGCUUGCAAUUGAAAUCUGUUGUUUCAAGCUAUGGAAAUGUCACUGAAUUUGAGCACAAGGAGUUCAAGAGGCAGAUGCUUGAAAGCUCAAUAUUUGAACUGAAAAACACUGUAACAGAACUGGAAAAAAGUCUUAACAGUAUUGAAAAUGAAAAUAAUGAAUGGAAAAUCAGAUAUGAAACUCAAGUAGAAUUGAAAAAACAGCUGGAAAGGCAAAUUAAUAUUCUUUGAGAUAAGGUGGAGCUUAUUCGUGGAAGUACAGCAGAUAAACUGUCCAUUGUUUGCUCCUUUGAUAAAAUGCCUGUGGGUUCCUUGAAGAGGGUUCUUAAACAGCUGGAAGAAGAGAAGAAAAGUCUCCAGAAUCAGCUAAAAGACUAUGAACUUAGACUGGAACAAGAAGCAAAGGCUUACCACAAAGUUAAUGAUGAGCGGCGCAUGUACCUCUCAGAGAUCUUAAAGGUCUCAGCUAAACUUAAAAUUAUUGAAAGGCAACAAAAAGAUGCUGUGACUGGCAAAGGAGAAAAACAGAUACUGAUAGGAAGACACAGUGUUCCAGGAAACCCGAAGAUGGUUUAUCCUCAAAAAUGAUCAAUUAAAAUUACUGUAGGAGUGAACCAGCUUCCACAACUAAAGCAUUGA